UUAUCAACAGGAAAUAUGAAGAUCAUUUCAACGUUACUUUUAGUUGCUUUUAUGGCUAUGUCCUGGAGUUACGGGGAAGCCCAGAAUUGUAAAAAUUGUAUGGGGUCUACUGGCAAAGUUAUUUGUGGCCUCAACAUGGUCACUGGCGAAAUGGUGACCUUCCAAAAUAAAUGUUGGAUGGACCGAUACACUUGUUUGGUUGGAAUGGAGCACAGACACCUCGAUGAUGGCCUUUGUCCAGUUACUAAGUCUAUGAGCUACGGCGAAACAGAAACCUUAGACCAAGCCAAGGCAUGUUCGACUUGUUCGCGUAACUUCAAACCUCUUUGUGGUCAUGAUGAAAAAGGCAACAAAAAAACAUUUUCAAGUGCGUGUGCAUUGAACCGACACAAUUGUUUGACUGGAGACGAUUACAAAAUCCUCAAGAAAGGCUCUUGUUAUUCAGGUGAAUCAAACAAAAACCUACUUGUCAAACUGAAUUAGAGAACUUCCGAGAACUAUUUUAAUUAUGAUUGCAACAUACUUGGAACAAUAUACAACAACAGUUAGUGCAAGAAGUUAAGCAAUUUAAUUUGCAUUUACAAACCUAUUUCAAUAAAAUUAUUACCUACAAAUGCAAUAC
Agrilus planipennis (emerald ash borer) is the source of this 622-nucleotide messenger RNA. RefSeq lists its product as uncharacterized. The record is from RefSeq and is a predicted model, not a curated record. The transcript has 6 exons. Gene Ontology annotation, molecular function: protein binding. NCBI's taxonomy places the organism in Eukaryota, Metazoa, Arthropoda, Insecta, Coleoptera, Buprestidae. Bases 16 to 483 code for a protein of 155 amino acids.